AUGUCAAAAGCAAAAGGACGUAAAGCAGAGAAGGUAGAAGAGCCUGAACAAGCUAUGUUAGGUCCAAACCUUACCGGGGAAAAGAUUUUCGCAGUAUGCCAUCUCUUAGCGACCUUCAAUGACACAUUUAUUCAUGUUACAGAUCUCUCUGGUAGAGAAACUUUAGCCAGAGUAACAGGAGGAAUGAUGGUUAAAGCUGACAGAGAAGAAAGUUCACCAUAUGCUGCAAUGCUUGCUGCUGUAGAAGUUUGCAAUCGCCUUAAAAAAUUAGGCAUAAACUCACUUCAUAUUAAAAUCAGAGCUAGAGGUGGAACUGAAAGCAAAACACCAGGACCUGGAGCUCAAGCUGCUUUAAGAGCUUUAGCUAGAAAUGGAAUGCUUAUUGGCAGAAUCGAAGAUGUUACACCUAUUCCUACAGAUAGCACAAGAAGAGCUGGAGGUAGAAGAGGAAGAAGAUUAUAA
Blepharisma stoltei is the source of this 462-nucleotide messenger RNA. NCBI's taxonomy places the organism in Eukaryota, Ciliophora, Heterotrichea, Heterotrichida, Blepharismidae. The record is from the annotation of a GenBank genome assembly.